AUGGCCGAGUUGUUAAGACGCCUGCCCCAGCCACGGCAGAGCUUAGAGGUGGCCGAUGCUACAGUGGGAUCGUUCAAAGCCUCGACAACCACUGAAACUGCCAUUGUUGCAGCUAGUCGUGGUCCGCCCCCAUACGGACGGCGGAAAGGCUGGACCCCCAGAAGCUUAGCCGACUUCGGAGAUGGCGGAGCCUUUCCCGAGAUCCACAUGGCCCAGUAUCCACUGGACAUAGGCAAAGCUGGCAAGACGCACCAGCAGGUGGUCGCCCUGCAAACCGACAACACCGGUAAGAUCGCGUGGGAUGCCGUGAUCAAGCACAAGUCGGACAAGCUGGCUGUGUGGACGCGGCCAGAAGACUCCCGAGAGAAAUGGUCGAAGCCCGAGGAGCUGGAGAGGCCCUCGCUGGAAAUCGACAUCCUCAACACGGAACGGACGCAGAAGGCUUUGGAAAUGGCGCUCAAUGGCAAAAUCCAAGCGGGAGUGCCAAAGAAGCAGGAGCAGAAGGAAGCCGAGUUCAUCCGGUACACUCCGAACCCGAACGCGCCUGGCUACACCCCCAACUGCCGCGAGCGUGUCAUCAAGCUCGUGGAGCGACCAGUGGAUCCUUUCGCACCUCCGAAGUUCAAGCACAAGAAGGUUCCUCGUGGACCGCCUUCUCCCCCACCACCAGUUCAUCACUCGCCGCCACGCAAGCUGACCGCCAAGGACCAGAAGGAUUGGAAGAUCCCGCCCUGCAUCUCCAAUUGGAAGAACGCGAAGGGUUACACGAUCCCCCUGGACAAGCGACUCUCCGCAGACGGACGAAGCUUGCAGGACGUUGCAGUGAACGACAAGUUUGCGGCGAUCAGUGAGGAUUUGUACCUUGCUGAGCGUAAAGCGAGAGAAGAGAUCAAGAUCAGAAACGAUCUGAUCCGACAGAAGAAGGUUCGUGAGGAGGAGAUUCGCGAGCAGCAGCUCAGAGACUUGGCCGCGAAGGCACGGCAACAGCGUGCAGAGCUUGCGUCGGCGCCGGUUAAGGACGGGGAGGACACCAAAGAAGCUGAGGAAAGGCGACAGCGCAUGGAGGUGCUGAAAGAUCGGCAAAAGGAAAUUGAGAGAGACCAGCGUUUGGAACUGGCAGGCAAGAAGAACAAACGAGGCCGAGAGGAGGAUCGCGACGUCUCCGAGCGCAUCGCCCUGGGACAGGCCGCCCAGCCUACAAGCUCGGAAGCCAUGUUCGAUCAGCGUCUCUUCAACCAGUCGGCUGGCAUGGACAGUGGAUUCUCAGGGGGCAACGACGAGAAAGUCAGCGUUUAUGAUAAGCCCCUCUUCGCAGACCGAAGCCAGGCCGGGAUCUACAAGUUUGACAAAGAGCGGAUGGAGCAAAACGAGGGUCGCCUGGCUCACAUUGGCUCGACAGGGGGCAUGAAGACCAGGAGUUUUGCUGGAGCGGCUGAUGCAGACGAUGGUCCAAGCUCCAGCUCCCGACGCAAUGCGCCCGUGGAGUUCGAGCGCGAGGAAGCAGAGCCCAGGGAUCGUGCUCAAAGCAGUGGCCAGGGCCGUGCCCGAAGCCGCAGCCCAAGAAGAAGUCGGGAUGAUGAUUUCCCGUUGGAUGGUCUGCUUGAGGACACCACAAAGAAGAAAAGCAA
This is a messenger RNA of Symbiodinium sp. CCMP2592, 1628 nucleotides long. NCBI's taxonomy places the organism in Eukaryota, Dinophyceae, Suessiales, Symbiodiniaceae. The record is from the annotation of a GenBank genome assembly.